AUGAGGGUUGAUGCUGCUGCCUAUUAUCUGGUUGAGGAUGCUGAUAUUUGGUGGACUCAUAACAAGUUUGAUCUGACUACUAAGGUGACUAUGGAUGAGGAAGGAGAAGAGCUCAUGGAAGAGAGAGAGUUUGGUUGGACUGAGUUCAAGAAGGCGAUUCGUGAUGAGUUCUUUCCAGCCCAUAUGAGGAAGAGAAAGAGGACGGAGUUUAAUGAUCUCGUGCAGGGAGAUAUGACCGUUCAUGAGUUCUAUGUGAAAUUCAGGAGUUGGCUCGUUUCGCUAAGGGUGAAGGAGGUGUAUACUCGUGCUUGUAAUGCUGAGAGGAUUGAGGAAAAGAGACUAGCUGCAAAGAAGUUGAAAUCCACUCCAGCAGGGUCUACUCAGGCACAGAAAAGGGUGACACAUCUGGGAGGUUCCAGUCAGCAGUAUUCAAAGGACAACCAGAACUCCACUCCUUCCCGUAGCCAGCCCCAAGGUCAGAUUCAGAGGACUGAUCGGAUUUUCUAUUGCAAACGUUGUAGUGAGAACCACCCUGGCAAGGAUUGUGAUGGUAAUUUGGUGGAGUGUAAUCACUGUAGGAGGAAAGGGCAUCGUGCUUAUGAAUGGAAUGCUGCACCUAAUCGCAAUGGAGGGACUGCAAAUGCUACUCAGGGGCAUAGAGGUGAUGUGAGGAGGAACACUGGGCAGGUUCAUGUGAUGAACCAGACUGAGGCAAACACCAAGGGCAACGUGGUCACUGGUACUUUUUCUAUUCAUUCGAUGUCCGUUUAUGUGCUAUUUGAUUCUGGUGCUUCUCAUUCUUUUGUGUCUGAACUUCUUGUGAAAAAGUUAGGGUUAGAGAACUCUAGGACUUGUGAUGUAGACAUCUCUAUUCCUUCUGGUGUGAUCAUAACUUGUAAUAAUUUGUAUCCAGAUGUCCCUAUUAUGUGUGGUAGUACCACCCUAGUAGCUGAUUUGAUAGCUUUUCCUUUGCAUGAUUUUGAUGUAAUUCUAGGGAUGGAUUGGCUUAGUAGGCAUAAAGCCAAGAUAGAUUGUGAGAAACAAAAGGUGUCUGUAGUUGGUCCUAGUGGAGUCCAUGAGUUUUAUAGAGGGUCUUCUUUGAAAAUCAUUUCUGCUUGA
Molecule: messenger RNA, 1119 nt
Organism: Beta vulgaris subsp. vulgaris (sugar beet)
Lineage: Eukaryota; Viridiplantae; Streptophyta; Magnoliopsida; Caryophyllales; Amaranthaceae
Exons: 4
Coding region: 1-1119 (372 amino acids)
Source: RefSeq, a predicted model, not a curated record